Messenger RNA from Linum trigynum, 1046 nucleotides. Lineage: Eukaryota; Viridiplantae; Streptophyta; Magnoliopsida; Malpighiales; Linaceae. The record is from the annotation of a GenBank genome assembly.
UAACAAAAUUAAUUGGUCAGGGUUCCUUCAAAUUGCUCGCCUACGAGGAAACAGUCGUCCUUUUAAGUAUUUAACGAGAUCAAAAUCCAAGUUCAUCAUGGAGGCAUUUCACAAAGAGUUGAACGACAUCAAAGGAAUGCUGACAGGGUUUGACGAGAAGCUAGUGGGGUUCGAUGAGAAACUAACUAGCUUCGAUGAGAUGAAAAGCCAGCUCAACACAAUAUUGAGCAUAUUGUCAAUAAAAGGGAAGGAGAUUGCAACGAACGAGGAAGAAAUCAUAUUUGACGACGACGAUCACUAUGAACAACCUCAGGGAAACAUCUUGGGUAGUAAAUUCAUCCUUAUACCUUCGAAGAACACAGUAGACAAAGGUGGCAUUGGGUCAUCAAAGCAUGACAAAUCUGGAGAACCUGAGAAGCAAGAGGAACAUAAAAUCGAAGCUAUAUUAGAAGAAAAAUUAGAGCACAUGAAUGAACGGAUAAGAAGCAUAGAAGGAGUUGAAUCGUAUGAGCCUAUGGAUGCAUAAAAAAACUAUGUCUAGUCCUAAAUGUCAUGAUCCCUCACAAGUUUCAAAUGACAGAAUUUGAAAGUUACAAUGGCACCACUUGCCCAAAAAGUCAUCUGGUCAUGUACUGCAACAAAAUGGCCAACCAUAUCCGAGAUGAAAGGCUAAUGGUACACUGCUUCCAAAACAACCUGAGUAGUUCUGCCUUACGAUGGUAUAUAUGCAACUAGAGAAAACAAAAAUGAGAAGAUGGCAAGACCUAGAUGAUGCAUUCAUGAGGCAUAACAAGCAUAACCAGGAUCUGGCUCCAGACCGAGAAGAUCUGAGGAAUAUUGAAAAGAAAGAGAAAGAGACUUUCAGAGAGUAUGCUCAGAGGUGAAGAGAGAAAGCUACAGACGUUCAACCUCCACUUUCAGAAAAAGAGAUGAUGUCAAUUUUCUUCGGAACACUAAGGGCUCCAUAUUACAACAACAUGGUCGGAAUUACCACAACCAACUUUGCGGAUAUGCUUGUAAUCGGAGAACAAAUAGAAAAAGGUUUG